AUGGUUACCAGUGCGCAGCAAGCCACGCUGCACUUUGUGCUGCCCUGCUUGGCGGUGCUGUGCGCCUGCGUGGUGCCAGUGGUGCUGGCCUGGGGCAAUCUGCGGGAGGAGCUUACUGCGGCGGCGCGGCGGCCCUUGGCGCUGCUGUCACUGGCGAUCAUUCUUUUGAGCUCGGUGUUCCUGCUGUCCAACUACAGCAUCAGCAACUUGUACCUUUUCGCGAUAUACUGCGUCAUCUUGAGCAUCGGCACCUUAUGCGCCGACAAGUUGAACCGCCCGCGCGUCUGGUGGGUGAUGACGGCCUGGCACUGCUUCAACUUGCUGAACCUCCUGGGUGGCAGCGCCAGCCUUCUUCAGCCGUACAGGGCUGACACCCAAGGACUUUUGCCCACCAUCUUCCAGAUCUCGGACAAGUUUGGCGGCACUUGUCCCACGGUGUACGAGGUUGAUUGGUGCAACGAUGCCUGGAUCACCUUUCAGCUGAUUGUGGCUUUCAUCUACGUCGUACUGCACAUCGUGUCCUUCUUCCUGGUCGGCUUGAAAGCAUUGGACAUCAACGUCCAGCACGUUCGCCAGGAGUUGAACGAGAGCAGCGAGGCGCAGCGUCAGAGCCUAGAAGAGCCUACGUCAGACCUGCAGGAGUACCAGCCCCAUGCCAAGAAGGAGGUUCUCCAAGAGGCGGUGGAGAUGAGUCCCCCACUGGCAGUGCAGAGGAAAGACGCCGAGGCGGCCUUAGAGGAGGUGAUGGCAGAUAGCUACUUUGCCAGAGAAUUGGAGGAGCUGCGCUGCCUCGCCUCGGGGCCCGAGGGCGAGCGUCCGCUCUUCACUUUUAAGUCAGGUGCCACUUACAAGGGCCAAUGGAAGGGCAACCAGCGGCAUGGCAUCGGCCGGCAAGAAUGGCCGGACGGUGCCGCUUUCACCGGCGAGUGGCGUAACAACUACGCCGAGGGCCACGGGCAGUUCGUGCAUGCAGACGGCGAUGUGUUCAUCGGCCAGUGGAGGAAGAGCGCGGCUGAAGGCCUAGGUCUCUACGUGCACAAGCACGGUCUCACCACCUACCGCGGGCAGUGGGUGCAGGCCGAGCAGCGCCAGGCGGCGCUCGACAGGAACUGGGCGGAGGUGAGCCAGCUGGUGGAAGCGGUUCCGCGGGCCCCCCGGCCUGCACUCGCCAUUUGCUGGGAAGAGCUUCCCAAGGCCCUGGACCCGGCCGAGGGCGAGUUGGACCAGGGCAGGGCGCAGCGCAAGCGCCGGCAGGUAGAGAGCCUGGCUGCUUAUGCGCUGGCCAUGCUGGAUCCUGGCGCUAUGGUGGUGGAAUUCGGCGCGGGGUCCGGGCACCUCGGGCUGCUGGUCGCCUAUUUGGCGCCUUCGAGUCACGUGAUCCUCGUGGAGGCAAAGGAGUACUCCUGCAAGGUGGCGCGUGCACGCGUGGAGAACACUGGCAUCGGCAACUGCGGGGUAUUCCAGGGCACAGUGGAUGAGUUUGCGGGCACCGGUCAGGACUUCGGGCUGGCGCUGGGGCUCCACACCUGCGGCUUGCUGGCGGACGCCGUCUUGCGCCUGGCGCAGAGCCGCCAGGCCGCGGUCUGCCUGGUGCCCUGCUGCUACGGCCAGGUGUCCAGCAAGGAGAACCACCACCGCGGCCAGGGCACCGAGCUGCAUAUGCAUCCCUGCAGCCAGGCCAUGGCGGAGGUGUCCUUCGCCUGGUGCGCCAAGGCGGCGGACUUCACGCCUGGCAAGGGCGGCGCCUUUGAUGCUGAAAGCCCUGGCUUUCAAACGGCGCUGCGCUGCAUGCAAGUGGUGGACACGGAUCGCUUGCUCUUUGCCCAGGAGCGAUCCGGGUACAAAGGAGAGUUGGGCCUGCUGGAUCCGGGUUGCUCGCCCAAGUGCUCCGUGAUUUGCCUGCGGCCGCAGGAAGCAGCAGCGAGAGAACCAGCUGCGGAACAAAAAGUGAGAUGA
This is a messenger RNA of Effrenium voratum, 1956 nucleotides long. The record is from the annotation of a GenBank genome assembly. NCBI's taxonomy places the organism in Eukaryota, Dinophyceae, Suessiales, Symbiodiniaceae.